Molecule: messenger RNA, 3105 nt
Organism: Magallana angulata
Lineage: Eukaryota; Metazoa; Mollusca; Bivalvia; Ostreida; Ostreidae
Product: talin-2-like
Exons: 10
Coding region: 1-1722 (573 amino acids)
Biological process (GO): cell-cell adhesion
Cellular component (GO): plasma membrane; focal adhesion
Molecular function (GO): integrin binding; actin filament binding
Source: RefSeq, a predicted model, not a curated record
AUGAAUGAACAGCUGCCUCUGUUGAUCCAAGGAUUCCGGAGAUCUGAGACAAACCAGGACAGCGCUACAGCCCAGCUACAACUGAUCAAUGCCAGCAAGGAAUUUAUACAGCCUGCCAGUCAGCUGGUAUCCGCCGCAAACGCCGCAGCCCCAACGGUUGGAGACCAAGCAGGGAGCAUGAACAUGAACCAGGCAGUGAAGACGAUGACAACCGCGCUCACUGAGCUGAGAACCGCCUCAGGGAAGGCAGAGGAGAUGUGUAUCUCACUGGAGGUUGACGCCGCACUUGAUCAGCUGACCAAACUCGACCGCGAGCUGGAGGAGUACCGCAGAGCUGCUGACAGCGGUAACCUUGUGCCACUACCUGGUGAAACGGUGGAGGCGUCGGCCAUGAAACUUGGCUCCACUUCUAAGAACAUGAAAUCAGCGAUGGCUCAGCUACUGACGGCUGCCUCACAGGGCAAUGAGAAUUACGUGGGUGUAGCAGCCAGGGACACUGCGAACGCCCUCCGCGUGCUGACAGAAGCCACGCGCAGUGUCGCCUCAACCUCAGAAGACAUCAAGGUCAGACGGCAAGUGAUCGACAGCGCCCGUGACGUCAUCGACAAGUCGACGCAUCUACUGGAGGAGACGAAGCGAGCCAUGAACGACCCAGAAAACCCUGAGAACCAGGCUAGACUUAACCAGGUGGCCAAGGCUGUGUCGAGUGCGCUCAACAGCUGUGUGAACGCCCUUCCCGGACAGAGAGACGUGGAUAACGCCAUCAGACAGAUCACAGACUCAAGCCAGGAGCUGGCGUCCACCAAGUACCCGAGCACAGACCGCACGUUCCAGGAGAUCCAGAUCGAGAACAACAACGCCGCUGUCAAUCUCAACCAGGCCGCCAGUGACAUCGUCACCGCAUCUCGUGGCACACCCAAACAACUUGCCGAGUCAUCUCGCGAGUACAGCUCGUCUUACUCAGAGAUCAUCAAAUCUGGACUCACCAUGGCAGGUCUGUCCAAGGAUGGAGACACACAGAACCAGAUUGUGGGCGGACUGAAGAACGUCUCCAUGGUUUCCAGUAAACUGCUGCUGGCCGCCAAGUCUGUGUCAGCCGAUCCAAACGCUCCCAACACCAAGAAUCUGCUCUCGCAGGCCGCCAGAGUGGUGACAGAGAGCAUUAAUCAGCUGAUCAACGUCUGUACUGUGUCGGCUCAAGGGCAGAAGGAGUGUGAUAACGCCCUCAGACAGAUACAGAUGAUGAAAUCUAUGCUGGAGAGUGCCAAUGAGCCAGUGACGGACCUGUCGUAUUUCGAAUGUCUGGACUCCGUCAUGGAGAAAUCUAAGCUGUUGGGAGACUCUAUGACUGGGAUCACGAACCACGCCAAGAAGGGCGACCUGGAGAACUUCUGUGACUCCGUGGGGAACUUCUCAACAUCUGUUUGUGGACCCGGGCUGGUGGACCAGUCCCAGUUUGCCCGGGCUAACCAAGCCAUACAGAUGGCGUGUCAGAACCUGGUUAACCCGGCCAGCUCCCAGCAACAGAGGCGGUCUCUGCAUGAUGUAAGAUAUCACGACGUAAUUGUAUACUUCCCAGAAUUCUGUAAACUUCCUGUCCAUAUAACACGUAGAAUCAUUAUACUGUUGUGUAAGCUUCUCUGUAGAGAGUUCGUCUGUAUGACUGGUAGCCAUGGUAACACAUUUCUUGUUGUUAAAGAGGAGCUUCAUUGUGAAAAUUAAAUCAUUUUCUGUUACAUUUUUCAUCAGACAUCUUGACAAGGGGAUCGAUUAAAAUGUUAUACUGUUGCCUAGUAACAGUUACCAUGGUACUGUGUGUAUCCCCGUAGGAACUGUGUAUCUAUCAUAUGAACUUUGUAUAUCUGUAGUGAUUGUAUAGACUCGGCGAGAUUGAACUCGCUAGAACUUGAUUAUCUCAACCUCUGCAAUUAGGGUACAUCAGUAGGUUAAACGUGUCUCAACUGCAGGCAAUUUCUAUUUUACUUUUAUACAGACUGAAUUAGAUUUUCUUUGUAGCUGGCAGUUUUCUCAACCUCAAAAGGUUAGACUUGCCAGGACUCGGGGAUAUUGACCAUAUUAACUAUAGUUAGUAGGGAUUUCUUUUCUAGUGAUAAAUGUUAGUGUAUAUAGUCCUCAGUCUUCACCUCAGUAGUGUUCUAAAGGACGUAGAUAGUCUGGUUCGACAUCUGUUAUCUAGUGAUAUAGGUUAGAUAGAGUCUUGUGUCUCUCUUUGUUUUCUGCAGUGUUACAGGCCUUCUUGCCUACAUACUGUCCUGUAGAAACACUGUCUUAUUGUUUCCACGGAAACCAUAGAGCAGCAAAGUUUAUUACGUUCAUUGUCACUGUUAUAUAGUGUAGGGCAACAAUUCAAUAGUGUCUGUUCAUGGUCUCUGUUAUAUAGUGUAGAGCAACAAUCAAUAGUCUCUGUUCACCGUCUCUGUUAUAUAGUGUAGAGCAACAAUUCAGUAGUCUCUGUUCAUGAUCACACAGAAUCUAGAUACAUCACAGACGAUAUGAUUAAAACGACAUUACGUAUCGUGAUAGAAGUUUAGACAAGAUUGUUAAAUAGUUCACACUGUGUAUCGUUAAGGUUGAAAUUCACUCCGUAUCACCUGUAUCUUACAUGUUACUGUGUAUCAUAUAUCAUAUAUAUCAUAGAAUCGGGAACAGCGCUAAGUGGGGGUUGCUAUUUACUUUACUAACAUGUAUUGCUGGAGAAAGCGUAUCUGAGUUAACAGAAUUGUAUCAUGUAUCAAGAAAUAUCGAAGUUAACAGAAUUGUAUCGUGUAUCAAAAAAUAUCAGAGAAAUAACAUCUACAGCAGUGUAUCAGGAAAAACAGAUAUAUGUGUGUAUAUCUCAAUGUUAGAAGUUUGUGAGGUAUCAGGCUAUGUAUCAUAUAUAUAUACAAGCAACAUCUUGUGUUCUACGUGAAAAAAUACUUUGAUGAAUGGAGGAGAUUAUCUACUUUUCAUACCUUUGCCAAGAUCUAAAAUCAGUUUUGUAUUAAGAAUUAAAAUAUUUUAACUAACAAUUUUACUUCAUACACAGAGUGAACUUGUAAUGACUUUGCUUUGAUUAACUUGUAAUUAUUUCUAACCUUGUCA